UUUAUUUUGAAACGGACACGUAGCAGAGAUUCGGAUUUCAGUGCUUGGUUCUCCGAGCAGUUCGGUGACACAUCCUCAGUGAAAGCAGGUCGAUGGCAUCGCCAGACUGCUGACGUCGGGGUUUUGUUCGUUUGGCACCGUAUCGGAUACGAUAUUUGGAUCGUCUGAAGGUUUAUUCGGGUGAAGGAACAUGUCGGCUCCGGGUUACACGAAUCUGAACUCGACGCAGAACGGCGGAGGUCCUGGCACUGCAGCCGCUUAUCACAACGGACCAGGUCAAACUCACCCAGCCAUGUAUCCUGCCUCGAGUUACUAUACUGGCGUUCCUCAGCAUGGUUACCCCACCGUGCUGCCUCAAAACGCUCCUCCUGGAAAAGCCCUGCCAGCAAGUACCAACUACUACGCCAACAGCCACCCUCAGACCGGGGCGACCCCAGGCACAGGAUCUGUUUUUUACUCUGCUCCGCCAGCCCAGGUCCCCGUCAGUACCAACCCUGCUGCUUCUGGAGCUCCCCAGUAUCCGCCACAUUCGUACUAUCAGCAUUAUGCCGUGUCUGCUAAUUACUACGGACAGAAUUACAGCGCUGCUGCCCAGGGGCAACAGAAUCCUCCACCACCGGCAUCGAGCGGCGCUCACCUCGGGCCCCCGCUCUACCCCAUCGUGUCCUACCCGUCAGCUCCUGGGAGCAGCCAGUAUGGAACGCUGCGGUCGACCCAGGCUGCUGCAGGAGCGGUGCCUACCCAGAGCGCUUUGCAACCUCAGCAGCAGUAUUCUCAGGACAACAGGGCCACACCCACCCCACCAGCUCAGCAUGGUUACGGAGCCCCACCCCUUCAACAAGCAGCUGCCGUUAAUGGCCAGUCAAGUGCAGGCCAGCAGCACUACAAUCAAACUGCUCCGCCUCCUGCGGGCCCUCGUUACGGCACAGAGGGUGCCGACGGACAUCGCCCGCCACUGAGCACCCCAUCCACAUCCACCCCGUCUUCUCCAGGACGCCAGUCAGGGCUGCUGAUUGGUGGAUAUGGGGGCAAUAGAGCUGCUAGUUCCUCCACAGGGUUGCCAGGUGACCAUUCCUCAUCCAGUUCGGACCACGAGGACGAGGAUGAGGAGGAUGAGGAAGCAGGUGCAGACAGUUCCUCCACCACCACAGGGAGCGCGUCUCCUGUCCCCAACUGCUACGAGUCCCUGGAAGGAGGAAGCUACUCAGGCUCGCCUGCUGUUCUGCCUCCUCCUGUUCCUCCAAGUGAACCCACCAAACCGGCCCCGCCCUUUGGCUACAACUAUCCAACCAUGCAGCCUGGUUACCAACAAAGCCCAGCCCCCCGACCAGAGCCCAUCCCUCCACAGGGAGCAUAUAAUCAACCUGGAUAUCAGCCAUAUUCACAGCCAUUCCCCAGUCUGAACCAGCUCUCGACGGCAUUGGGUGGACUGAGUGGAGUUCCUGAGCUGGAGGUGGAGGCCCUGCGCCCUGUGAACCUGCUGCAGGAGAGAAACAUGCUCCCCCCAACACCCCUCGUGCCACCUGAACCCAAGCUCAGCAGUGACCUCCGCAAGGUCAACUGUAGCCCAGAUACAUUUCGCUGCACUUUGACCAGCAUUCCUCAAACCCAAGCAAUGCUGAAUAAAGCUCGUCUGCCUCUUGGACUCCUGCUGCACCCUUUCAGAGAUCUGACGCAGUUGCCGGUUAUCACCUCCAACACUAUCGUCCGCUGUCGUUCAUGUCGGACGUACAUCAACCCGUUCGUGUCGUUUCUGGACCAGCGCCGGUGGAAGUGCAACCUCUGCUACCGUGUGAACGACGUUCCUGAUGAGUUCAUGUAUAACCCGGUUACACGUUCCUACGGUGAACCACACAAGAGGCCAGAAGUGCAAAACGCCACCGUCGAGUUCAUCGCCUCUUCAGACUACAUGCUGCGACCUCCUCAGCCCGCCGUGUAUCUGUUUGUAUUGGACGUAUCCCAUAAUGCCGUGGAGACGGGCUACCUGAACGUCCUGUGUCAGACGCUACUGGACAAUCUGGAGAAGCUGCCUGGUGAUUCUCGCACACGCAUCGGAUUCUUGACGUUUGACAGCACGAUUCACUUUUACAACUUGCAGGAGGGGCUCUCGCAGCCGCAGAUGCUGGUCGUGUCCGAUAUCGAUGAUGUGUUCACGCCGACUCCUGACAAUCUACUUGUGAAUCUGAAAGAGAGCCAGGAGCUGGUGAAGGACUUGUUGAACGCGCUGCCCAAGAUGUUCUGUCACACACGGGAGACCCACAGUGCCCUAGGGCCGGCGCUGCAAGCAGCAUAUAAACUAAUGACACCCACCGGGGGUCGCGUGUCCGUGUUCCAGACGCAGUUGCCCACCAUCGGCACAGGACUGCUCCAGUCACGAGAGGACCCCAACCAGAGGUCCAGCUCCAAGGGCGUACAGCACCUUGGUCCUGCUACAGACUUCUACAAGAAGCUGGCUCUGGAUUGUUCGGGUCAGCAGAUCGGGGUCGACCUGUUCCUUUUGAGCUCUCAAUAUGCAGAUCUGGCCUCAUUAGCCUGCAUGUCGAAGUUUUCAGCUGGCAGCAUUUUCUACUACCCAGCGUUCCAUCACGUCCACACCCCGGCUCUGAGGGUGAAGCUGCAGAAGGACCUGCAGCGAUACCUCACCCGGAAGAUUGGCUUCGAGGCUGUAAUGAGGAUCAGGUGCACCAAAGGAAUGUCCAUCCACACGUUCCAUGGCAACUUCUUUGUGCGCUCCACUGAUCUGCUGUCUCUGGCGAACGUCAACCCAGACUCGGGCUUCGCCGUCCAAGUGUCGAUAGACGAGAGCUUGGCCGAUACAUCUCUCGCAUGCUUCCAGGCUGCUCUUCUCUACACGUCCAGUAAAGGCAAACGGCGAAUCCGAGUGCACACCCUGUGUCUGCCUGUGGUGAACCAACUCAGCGAUGUGUUUGCAGGAGCUGAUGUUCAAGCCAUUACCUGCCUGCUAGCCAACAUGGCUGUAGACCGCUCUCUCUCCUGCAGCGUUUCGGAUGCCCGGGACGCCCUGCUGAAUGCGGUCGUGGACUCGUUAGAGUCGUAUCGCUCCAAUAUCUCCAACGUGCAGCAAACUGGUGUCAUUGCCCCCUCCUGCCUGCGCCUUUUCCCUCUGUACACACUCGCUCUGCUCAAACAGAAAGCGCUACGGACGGGGACGAGCACGCGGCUGGAUGAGCGUGUGUUCGCGAUGUGCGAGUUUAAGAGUCAGCCACUAAAGCAGAUCAUGCAUAUGAUCCAUCCCGACCUGUACCGCAUCGAUAAUCUCACCGAACAGGGGGCGCUGCAGCUGAACGAGCGGGUGAUUCCUCAGCCUCCGGUGCUGCAGCUCUCAGCUGAGAAGCUCACCAGAGAGGGAGCCUUCGUCUUGGACUGUGGCAGCGUGAUGUAUCUGUGGUUGGGGAGGAACUGUAACGAGGUCUUCGUUCGAGACGUCCUGGGCUUCCCUGACUACACGUCCAUACCAGCCAGCUUGACUGAAAUCCCUGAGCUGGAGACUGCGGCUUCGGAGAGAACCAGAGCGUUUGUGUCCUGGCUUCAGGAAUCCAGAGGAUUUUGUGCCGCCUUCUACGUGCUCAAAGACGACGCUUCGGCAAAGAGCAGUUUCUUCCCGCACCUGGUCGAGGACCGUUCCGAAUCCGCCUUCUCCUACUACGAGUUCCUGCUCCACAUCCAACAACAGCUGUCCAAAUAGAACCGAGCCCGGUCUUGACACCACCACGGACCCCGGUCCGGCAGGACGCCGCCCCACCGUCCCGCCAUGACACAAACCCUUCCCACCUGCCACUGGCCAGUCACAGCCUGUGGUGCCUCAAAGAGGGUGGGGCUGAAGACCAUUGUGGGAAAACAAAGAAAGCAGCAAAACGAACACGUGACCUUGCGUAAACUGUGCUCGCAAGAAAGACCUUCUACCCUUUACACACACACACACACUCUCUGAACUGAGUUGUCUUUCCUCCCUUGAAAUGUUUAGCCUCCUUUAUAUCACGUAAACAGAGUCUCUAUAUCCGUGUCCUUUUUUUUUUUUUUUUUUAAAUAACGUUUGCUCAGAGAACCCUGUGAUUUAAUUUCUCUCGCUGUUAAUAACACCGCCGUUUUUCUUUUCUCAUCGCUUAACGCUCUUUCCUCACAACGUAACACACUGAUAACACUGCUGAUCCGAUGUUAUCGUUCCCUUCACUCGUCUAUAGUUUCUCCAUCUUUCUCACUGUAUUCCUCCUUUCAUUCAUGUCCCCUAAUUAUUUUUUUAAUCACAAGUGUGGGUGUAGUUUUUAACGCCGAGCACUAGUCCAAGUUUAUCCCAUCUCCUAGCAGCAAGAGGUGGAGCGAUGGCAGAGCCCAAACACGCACACGUCCAGAGUAAGACGCACCUCUGAGAUGCCUGGAUCUGUGCUGUUUCUGAAGCUGAGAUCAUCCCUCUCUGUUUUCUUGGGGAAUCAUGCGGUAAAGCCUCGUUCUCCACUUUAUAACUCUGGAGAAAAGAAUAUUUUAUGUGCGAUAAUUUAUGAUGAGCUUAUUGAAUAAAAUGAAAGCCUAUUCCUC
Molecule: messenger RNA, 4554 nt
Organism: Neoarius graeffei (lesser salmon catfish)
Lineage: Eukaryota; Metazoa; Chordata; Actinopteri; Siluriformes; Ariidae
Gene: sec24b
Product: SEC24 homolog B, COPII coat complex component
Exons: 24
Coding region: 191-3706 (1171 amino acids)
Biological process (GO): COPII-coated vesicle cargo loading; endoplasmic reticulum to Golgi vesicle-mediated transport; intracellular protein transport
Cellular component (GO): COPII vesicle coat; endoplasmic reticulum exit site
Molecular function (GO): zinc ion binding; SNARE binding
Source: RefSeq, a predicted model, not a curated record